AUGCCGUCCGAGCUCAUCCAAAAGUACAGACAGACCAUAUCGAUAUGCUACGACAAGCUGUACAACAGCGUAAUCGGAUCUGCUCAGGCCUGCUCUCGUAUCUCUGACGAACUACUGGAGACUGGCAUGCAGAGACAAACUGCUUGUAUGCAGCCGGCACUUGGUCUGCUUCAAUCCGAGUUUUCGGCCAUGCAUUACGCUCUGAGGGAUUUGCAAUUCGUCGUUGGAUCUCAAGUGUGGCACGAUAAUGCGACAACAACAGUCAAAUGCAUCUGGCAUGUCGUCACUCCCGACCAUCUCGCGGACAAGCUACACGCUUUGGUGAUUACCCUCCAGGAACAGCAAAUGACUCUCGAACUCUUGAUCGUCGUCAUGGCGUUCUUUGAUCCCAGCAUCAAUGCACCACCAGCGGUUCGCCAGUAUAAAACCCAGCACCAUGAGCCCGAAAGAUUCGACAAUCUUCUCAAUGGUAUCCUCGACGGCGUUGCGGCCAGACGUGCCAUGAGACAGGACAUCCUCAAGCUUCACUCCUCAAAUGACGAACAUGAAGACAAAGUCUCAGCCAGAUCGUCCGAAGAGCUUCCCGAUGCCGGUACUUGGUCCUCAAGUCGAUCCACGGUCACGCUGAGUGCCAUGACCCCAACAGGAGACUGGAGUAACGUCAGUUACAGCUCAGCCACCAGUGAAGACAGAGAUCUGGAAGAUGUUCUAGAGACCACCAACAUGGAGCUCCGUGAGGAAAAUGUCGCGAAGUUGGUCUUCCACUGGACCAAUGUCGAAGAGUUUGGAAGGUUCUGUAGGCGCGACCUGAACAAGGAGAAUUGUUCCUGA
Messenger RNA from Aureobasidium melanogenum CBS 110374, 831 nucleotides. RefSeq lists its product as uncharacterized. The transcript has 3 exons. The record is from RefSeq and is a predicted model, not a curated record. NCBI's taxonomy places the organism in Eukaryota, Fungi, Ascomycota, Dothideomycetes, Dothideales, Saccotheciaceae. The coding region runs from base 1 to 831 and encodes 276 amino acids.